Amyelois transitella is the source of this 1347-nucleotide messenger RNA. RefSeq names its product odorant receptor 4. Gene Ontology annotation, molecular function: odorant binding; olfactory receptor activity. The record is from RefSeq and is a predicted model, not a curated record. NCBI's taxonomy places the organism in Eukaryota, Metazoa, Arthropoda, Insecta, Lepidoptera, Pyralidae. The coding region runs from base 31 to 1164 and encodes 377 amino acids. The transcript is spliced from 10 exons. Gene Ontology annotation, biological process: sensory perception of smell; detection of chemical stimulus involved in sensory perception of smell. Gene Ontology annotation, cellular component: plasma membrane.
AACAUCUACUACUGGUUCGAGUUUCUGAACAUGUUCCAAGCGAUGACGCUGGAGAUCCUGAACAUGGUCCUGUCGGAGAGGGGAGGAACUUUCGAGGAUGACAUCCAGAUAUUCAUCAUGAUGCCUUGUGUUGGGUAUGCUGCGUUAGCAAUGAUCAACUGCUACAAGAUAGUCUCUCAUAGAGAAGUCUACGAAAACCUCGUGAAGGAGCUGAGAGACAUGUAUCCCGAGGGAGAGGUGACGGAGGAAGAGUACCAGGUGGUCAGCAAGGCUACCACACGAGUCAAUUACGUAGUCAAAGGUUACUACUACAGCAACGUCAUCCUACUGAUCGCAUACAUGAGCCGUCCCUACGUGGCCGCUCUGAAGGGCCUCCUGCUGGGCUACCAACCCCCCAGGGAACUCCUGCUGCUGUACUACUUCCCCUUCGACCCUUACAAGCCAGUCGUGUUUGAAGUCAUCACCGUAGUGCAGACUUGGCAAGGUGUGGUAGCGGUGUUGUCGCUGCAAACCGGCGUGAUGAUGUUUUGCAUCCUGCUCUGCCACAUUUCCAUGCAGUUUGACCUGCUCUCUAUAAGGGUCCAGAGGAUGUUGCCUGUUACCACUGAUAAGCAACUGCCUUCUUCGUACCCAUUGAGCCAAUAUACUAAAAUAUACAAGAAAGAUAUAUCCACUGACGACGAAAUGGAUAAGAGAGUGCGUCAAGAGUUGAACGAUAUCAUCGUCAGGCACAGAGCAUUGAUCAGGCUGGCUGGCACCGUGGAAGACCUGAUGAGCCUACCCCUACUCCUCAACUUCUGCAAUAGCACCAUCAUCAUCUGUUUUUGUGGAUUCUGUGCCGUUAUAGUGGAGAAAGCCAGUGAAGUGGUGUAUAAAACCUUCUUGCUUACAUCUCUGAUGCAAACUUGGCUACUUUGUGCCUAUGGUCAUAGGCUGAUGGAGUCUAGCGUUGACUUUUCCGAUGCCCUUUACAAAUGCGGCUGGUACAGAGCCACAAAGAGGAAUUGCGCUACUUUAUUCAUAAUGAUGCACAGAUCUCAAAAGGCAGUACGUGUAGUGACUUAUGGGUUUCACACAGUUUUAUGUUUAGCCAGUUACACGACUGUCAUCAAAACAGCUUGGUCUUACCUGUCUCUGCUGCUAAACGUCUACAACAAAAAAUAGAGAUUAAAACAACAAAUGUACGUUGUUUCUAAAAUUAAUAUUUAUUUAUAGGUACAAUAUAACAUAAUUAUUAUGUUCUGUUCCACAAUGUUGUAUCACUAUUUUUGUUAAUUCCAACAAUUAAUUAAUAAAUUUCACUGACAUGUAAUCUCAUCAAUCUACUUUCUUUUUCCUUCUGAAAUA